Nematocida major is the source of this 699-nucleotide messenger RNA. RefSeq names its product CCR4-NOT transcription complex subunit 4. Gene Ontology annotation, biological process: protein ubiquitination. Gene Ontology annotation, molecular function: nucleic acid binding; ubiquitin-protein transferase activity. The coding region runs from base 1 to 699 and encodes 232 amino acids. The record is from RefSeq and is a predicted model, not a curated record. Gene Ontology annotation, cellular component: CCR4-NOT complex. The transcript has a single exon. NCBI's taxonomy places the organism in Eukaryota, Fungi, Microsporidia.
AUGCAGUCAGAAUCCGUGGAAAGAAAGUAUUUGGAAAACGACGAUCUUCUAAAUGUAAGAGUGCUCCAACGAAAUCUGGUGUAUGCAGUAGGUAUUCCCGUGGAAUUUGCUAGAGAGGACUUGCUUCGGUCAAAGAGCCUAUUUGGCGGAUUUGGCGAGAUAGUCAAGAUUGUGCUAAGCAAGAGAAAAGAGAUAAAGCCUGACAAAAGCUGCGAGGGGGGUUUUAGUGCAUACAUCACAUAUUUGAGGGAGGAGUAUGCAGUGGAGGCCAUUCGAGAAAUGGAUGGCUUUAGGCUAGGAGAAAAAGCCGUUCGCUGCACGUUCGGGACAACAAAGUACUGUUCGUUUUUUCUGCGAAAAAUCAAAUGCAGCAACGAGGGAUGCCUGUACUUGCACGAAAAGGGAAGAGACGAAGAUUCCUUUGCGCGGGACCAGAUGUUUGUGCUAAAAACGAAAAUAGAGAAGAUCAUAGAGGAAAGAAAACCUCAGGAAAAGGAGCCGUUUGUUGAGCCGAAACACCCUACAAGCGAACCUGAGAACAUAGAGGGGCUUUCCGCCCUGUUUACAUUCAAGCCUGAGCAAAUUUCUGCCCAGAAGCACUAUGAAACCUGCCAGUUCAAUCCAUUUUAUAGAAGAACUGUUGAGGAAAUGCAUGAAUUACCGGAGGUUGCAGCAAGAAGCAUAUGUGCAAAAAAAUAG